Amoebophrya sp. A25 is the source of this 4224-nucleotide messenger RNA. Lineage: Eukaryota; Dinophyceae; Syndiniales; Amoebophryaceae. The record is from the annotation of a GenBank genome assembly.
AGUAAAUGUGAAAAGAGAGACGAUUACCGUCCAUGUACAGAUAGUUCAACAUUAUACGUUCAUAGACAUACUGUUUCUUCAUCUACUACCUCUUCACUGGAAGGAAGCAUCUUCAUCAAGAUCAUUAUACGUAAACUCACACCCACUACGAUCCCUGUAUAUCAUCGCUCUCUUCAUCAAUAAUUUAUUUGUCACUCAACAUACUCCCCGGGCCCGGGUGCCCCGGGAGACGUUAAGGAAGGGAAAAGGAUACUUUAGGGACGUGGGCAGGGGUGAAUGGUUUCACAAGGUGAAACGGGCGCCCGGAGGGCGCGCACUCCCCUCCGCGCUGCGGCAAAGGGGAGCGGGAGCGCGCAGGCUUUAAAUACAAGAGGAAGGCGGCAGUACUGCCACCGGUCCCCCUUGAAAAUGUGGCAGCAUGAAAGGCCUUCAGUGUUUCCUUUAAAGGCGUCCUAGGGGUCCUUUAGUGUUUACAUUAAAGGCGAGGGGUCCUCCAGUGUUUACAUUACAGGCGCCUUAAGGGUCCUUUGGUGUUCACAUUAAAGGGGAAGGGAGUCCCUUAGCAUUCACAUUAGUGGCGUCUCCGGGGUCCUCUAGUGUUCACAUUAAAGGCGAAGAGCGUUCGGGGGUUUUUCGUAUUAUAUAAAUAGUCGCUGUUGUUGUUGUUUGUUGCUGUUUGUUGCUGUUUGCUGAUGUUUUGCUGCUGCUGUUUUGUUGCUGCUGUUUUGCCGCUGUUGCUUUGUUGCUGCUGCUUUGUUGUCGCUGCUGUUGUUCCGCUGCUGUUGUUUUGUUGCUGUCGUUGUUGCUCUUGUUGUUGCUCUUGUUGUUGCUCUUGUUGUUGCUCUUGUUGUUGCUCUUGUUGUUGCUCUUGUUGUUGCUCUUGUUGUUGCUCUUGUUGUUGCUGCUGUUGUUGUUGCUGCUGUUGUUGCUGCUGUUGUUGUUGUUCUUGUUGUCCUUGCUGUCUUUGUUGUUCUUGCUGUUGUUGUUGUUGUUCUUGCUGUUGUUGUUGUUGUUGUUGUUCUUGCUGUUGUUGUUGUUGUUCUUGCUGUUGUUCUUGCUGCUGUUCUUGCUGUUGUUCUUGCUGUUGUUCUUGCUGUUGUUCUUGCUGUUGUUCUUGCUGUUGUUGAUGUCCUUGCCCUUCCUCAAGGCCACCUGCUGCCCACAUGAAAGGCCUUCAGUGUUUACUUUAAAGGUGUCUUAGGGGUCCUUUAGUGUUUACAUUAAGGGCGCCUUAGGGGUCCUUUAGUGUUCACAUUAAAGGCGCCUUAAGGGUCCUUUAGUGUUCACACUAAAGGGGAGGGGAAUCCUUUAGCAUUCACAUUAAAGGCGUCUUAGGGGUCCUUUAGUGUUCACAUUAAAGGCGAGGAGCGUUCGGGGAUUUUUAAUAGUAUUUAAAUAGAGUAUUGUAAAAAUAUCCCUAUCUUGGAGAAAUAUCGGACCGCCAGCAGCACAGGAGUAGCGGAACGACGAUAAAGACCCUCAAUAGCCCAGAUACAGUUUUUUCUUGUCGUUCGAGGAACUUUCAAGACAAGUAAAAGCAUCGACCUAUAACGAGGAAGACGAGACUGAACACGGCACAAGAGUGUGGAAGACUAGGUACUUAGACUUACUUCAUUUAGUUUAGAAUCAAGAAGUAAUGGAAUUUUCAAAACUGAUGUUAUGGUAUGCUGCUUAGAUUGAUGGUGCUGCUGAUCAUAACAUAAAAUAGAAUAAGUCCGUAGAAUCAUCUUCAUCUUCCCUGACCGCACCAUCCAAAAUGCUCGAGCAUCCUUCAUCAUCGUUCUCAUCAUCUUUCCAAAAAAUAGGUUUAUUUGCAAACUCGAUCGGCGCUUCUCAAAUAUCACGACUGUUGCGUAUUCGGGACUGCUCCAAGAGCCAACAACAUAAACACGAAUAAGGACACUGUGCUGGAGCACCAGGAGUGUUGGUUUUAAAACAAGUGCCAAGUGGACGAGGUAACUAUAUACCAUCAACAAUUGAUUCGACUUGGCAGUAGGCGCUUCCUAAAGAAAGAUGCAUGAGAGAUGUUGUUGCGCCAGCAUUUUCGUUCAUGUAACCCCGAACACAACACCAGGUAACCUUCCGAUAUUUCUCAAGGAUAAUUAUGCUCACCAGGAGGUAACCUUUCGAUAUUUCUCGAGGAUACUUCUGCUGAACGACAACGGUUUUUGACCCGGGUGAGAUACAGACUAUUGGUAUUGCAGAACCAAAAGAAGCGCCGGAGACAAGAGACGGAGACGAGUCCGUUACCAUUCACAUUAUUCACUACAAAAAAAGAAAUACCACUUGGCUUCACGAUACUCAAGGCUUCAGCACUCUUUGUGGAGUUCAAGGUAUUUAUUUUUCAUAAUGUGAAGGUUCCCUCCUACGAUGUAAUGUUUUUAGAGAUCGAUUACAUGUACAUCAUAAGUGUGAAAACGAAAGCCAAACCUGUUCGAGAAGUUUUGUUUAGUCUUGGAUCUUUAGCAAUAGUUGAUGUAUCUCGAGUGAAAUAAAAACAGAUAUUCACCGGCAUCCCGCAUUUUCUGGAUUUGUGACGGUUGAGGGUAAAGUUCCGAGUCACGUUAUCGGCGUACCAGUGCGCGCAGCUUCUACUUAUUUCUUAUUCGAAUGCACGCGCACUUCUCCACAAACAUAGAUCACUACAACAACGUCAUCUGCAGAACACAGAACAUAGGAGACCACAUCUUCUUCUGCAGAGUAUAGGACCGCGCCACAUCUUCUUCGGCAGAACAUCGACUACUAAACACUCAUCUUCAACUUCCCAGCACCUCCUUCUGCCGUAACACUACAACGACCAUCAACAUCUUCUACUCCUGCGCAUAUUAAUAGCCAACAACUACAACGACAUCUUCUGCUUCCCUUGUAGCCUUACAGCAUCUGAUACAAUGUUGAUCAUGUCAGGAGAGCAGCUGUGCGCGUUCUUAACCAUUUUUUUGGUGUUGGCAUCUGAGGUGGUCACGGUCCUGGGGAAAGUAGAUCAGCGCUCGAAAGGAUUCUUGCGUGGAAGUGCAAAUCAGGAAAGUAGUUUUGUUCAAAUAUCAGAUGCAGCAUACGAUCGAACGCUGAACAGUGCCCAGAAUCGCAUUUUACCUCGGGGACGUUCCACCGCAAUUUGGGAGUGGCCUAAAGAGGAUUUGAAAACCACGCUGCGGAAUUCGUACAAGAACUUCGCCUACAUGAUCUCUCACGACGGUUUGAGCGUCAUGGUGGACAGAGCAUUCACGCUCUACCCCAAUCAAUACGGGAAAAUUACUCUCAGUUAUGCGUUGUUUUUUGGCGUUCUUGUUAGCGUUGUUUCAAGUCAAGAAGAAAACGCAGACACAACAGAAAAAUAAAAAGAACAGCAAAAAAGUGCCUCUAAGUCACUGUUACAGCAGUUGCAGGUCGAAACGUUUCUGGCAAUAAAAAAUGGCCCUUCGAUGUUUUUGUCAUUUUUGAAGUGGUAGACGGCACGCUCGCAGAGACGAAUAGCAGUGGCGACGUUGUCCGAAAAAUAGACACCGAUAAUAAGAUUUCUUUUGCAACAACCCCACAAAUAUUUGAGGGCUUCCGAAAGUCCGCCACAGUAUCACAGCAGCUUAGAACGACAUGAUUGUGCGUGCUAAGGAGUCAGGAGUACUGAGUUGUUGUAGUUGAGUUGUUCAUAUUCUACAUAAAUAACAUGAUAGUGAUUAAUCUGUGAUCCAAUUCCAAGAAGGUAUUGAUUAAAGUGUGCUAAGUAUUUCCUGAAGUAGAGUUUUGUUCUAUUCAGGUGCAAACCUAAGAUUGCUGUUCUUGUGUCAAAUGCAAUCAUAUUUCUGACGCUUGUUGUUGAGCACUACAAAAAAAUAGGUUCAGAUGAUGAGUGUUAUGCACUAUCUUCCAAACCGAGAAGAUCCUGUACAGACAUAAUACAUAGAUCAGAAUCAUAGAACGUUCGACAAAACACCUUUUUCAUAUCGGAAAAACAGUAGAGAUCGUUGUGGUACUCGGAACUCCAUCUUCAGGAUAAUGUAGUCUAACCGCAUAUAAUGUACUUAUCAAAUAAUAGUUAUUGUACUACUUACAAAAAAGGGUAGCACGCAGCAGAAAAUUGCUACGAGAGAGCCUCUCAAAUCUACUGAAGGAGACAUAAAAACAAGGAUACUUCUGCGUGUUCAACCAGAGACACAGAGUGACGACGGCGCUGCUUUUGAGUGAAAAAGUACUUACUUAUGUUGAUCAAGAAGAUGAAGGAAGAGC